UAUUAUUGUGCUUAAUUGAAUAACUAAGAAAAUAUAAAACAAAGAAAGAAAUACAAAAAAUAUAUAAAAAUGAAAAAUAUUAUAUAUUCUCAAAACUGAUUCAAAAGGCUGCGAAAUUCAAAAAAAAACAAAAACUUCAACUAAUCGCCUCUAAAAUUUGCUUUCAAGCAUCAGCAGCGAAAGUUUUAAGAACUCACGCCCAACUGCAAAACAGUACACAUACUGAAGAAUACUCAAAAACCUUCGAGAACUCUUCUACACAGCUUCAGAAAUACUUUAAACACUUGAAGCGUUUCGAAAAAACCAAGCAGGACACAGCUAUACUGCAGCUAGCAAAUUAACCUUUGCCCAACCAAGUGAGAAAAAAGCUUGGAAACUUCGUACAGCGCAUUGUUGUUGUUGUUGUUAUUGUAUGCGAAACACGCGCGCAUCAAAGUUGAAAAGUGCAAUUUAAGUGUGUGUUAAGCGAAACUUUUGCGCCCAACUACGGCCGUUUUUUUUUAUUUAAACUAAACUAUAACUAAAUUACACGUCACACGUGUGUUUGCGGUAGUAUUGGUGUACACUUACAUAGAUACAUACAUACAUAUAUGUGUUGCACUCACCUGCGCUGGCUGACUCGUCCGCUGCGCUACGCUGCUCGCCUAUUUUGUGGAUAAUUAAACGCGUAAUUGUGCGGCACAAAAACUUUCAUUGUUGUCCUUGUUGUUGUGUUUAUAAAAGGACGUGAUUUUUCUACGCCGUUGACGGACUGUGUGUAUGAGCAGCAAAGAGUUGCGGAAUUGAGAAACAUACAAGUACAAGUGUGUGAGUGUCUGUGCGCGUUUACUAAAUAAAAUUGGUGAAGGUAAAUUGGUGAAAGUGUGAUAAAAAGUUGAAAUCAAACGCACUUUAAUAGAAGCAUACUAAAAUAUUAUAAUAACAGUUACUGAAAUAAACGGUGCAUAAAAUAUUUAUAAUAAAAGUUUCUAAAAAAUAGACUAUAAUUGCCUUCUCAGCAUUUUCUCGUGUUGACCUAAGCUUUUUUAUUCAAAGCACGCUAGGACGGGUUUCCAAGUAGGAAACCCGCCAUAUAAUUGUCGUCAAAAUUUUCACAGACGGAAAUAAGCUUGGUCCUGCUGCCGCGGGAAGAGGCAUGUUCUGCUAUCAGUGUCCGCCAUCGUUGCAUCCAUGUGGACCGCAUCCGUCGCGCUUGCCAACGCUGGAUUAUCCGUUUGCAGCAACGCAUCCAUAUGCAAGCUACUCGUAUCAUCCUUCCAUACAUGAUGAGACAUUUGUGCGACGUAAGCAGCGGCGUAAUCGUACUACAUUCACAUUGCAACAGUUGGAAGAGUUGGAAACUGCCUUUGCGCAGACCCACUAUCCGGAUGUGUUCACACGUGAGGACCUGGCGAUGAAAAUAAAUCUGACGGAAGCGCGCGUUCAGGUUUGGUUUCAGAAUCGACGCGCAAAAUGGCGUAAAGCCGAACGCCUUAAGGAUGAGCAACGCAAGCGCGAGAAUGGCGAGAGCAGCGGUUCGCUGGACAAGCUACAUGAUAGUCGCGAGUCUUCGCCUGACAUUACCGGCGAAAUCGAUGAUGACGAACCAUCGUUACGUCGCUCACACAGUCCCGGUCCGCUAUCGGCCAGUCCGCAUGCCAUUGACUCGGACAAUGAACGUCCCCUCUCAUCGACGCAGCUUACCACACAAUCGGCAUCGCAAUCGGUUGGUUCGAUAAGCGCUGGUUCGCCAUCGCCCAGUGCGCGCGCCACUCCUCAACAUUGUCCCAAUAGUCCGACUUCUAAUUCCCGUCAUACAGAUUCGCCCAUCGAAGUUGGCGGUCCGAUAUCGUUGACUUCGCGUACAUCGUCCGGCACUACGCCCACAACGGCGCUACACAGCACGCCCACUACUUUUGGUAGUCACAUUUUCGGAAAUUUCGGUGGUGAUAGCAAUUGCGGCUUUCGUCCGGUGCUCAACGACAACUCCGGCAGCGUGGUCGCUUCUGGUGCUGGCGCACAACGCAGCACCACCACCGCGCAUCCACCACUCUUUCUGCCGCCGCAUUUGGCCUCGCUGAGCUCACAAUUUACACAUCAACCACUCUUUCCCGGACUAAAAGGCGUCUCACCGUUUCCGGGUCUCUGCUCGUGCUGCUCGCUGAAACCACCGCCACCACCGCCUAGCGCCUCAUCGGUAGCUGCUGCCGCUGCUGCAGCCGCCGCAGCUGCUGUUGCCUCUUCCAGCUCCUCCUCUGGUAUACCCAUUUCUUCGGCUGCGCCCUCUGCUAGCAGCUCACCCGAUUCGCCUCCCCAUGUCACCUCGGUCCUUAGCCAGUCGUCGCAUAACAAUCAUGAUGCACGUUCCAGUUCUGUAGCUGAGCUGCGUCGCAAGGCGCAAGAACACUCUGCUGCACUGCUGCAAUCUCUACACGCCGCCGCCGCUGCUGGUCUGGCAUUUCCGGGUCUACACUUGCCACCGCUUUCGUUCCAUCAUCACUCCGCCGCUGCGCUGAGCAAUGCGCAUGCUGCCGCCGCCGCCGCUGUUGCAAAUAAUAACAACAAUCACAAUAAUAACAAUAACAAUAAUAAUGGUGUACGCCUGAAAAGCGAGUCGGCUCAGGAUAUGACGGCCAGCACCAUGAACGGCCUAUCGGCUGCAGCAGCAGCAGCGGCGGCGGCGGCAGCCAACAAUCAUCACAGCAUUGCCAGUUUGACGCUGCUCGAUGCGCAGAAUGCCGCAUAUCACCAACACCAACAGCAACAGCAGCAACAACAACUUUCACAAGCGGCUGCACUGCAUCUGCAACAACAACAGCAGCAGCAACAACUUUCGCCGCCAAUAACGCCAACACACACGCCCACACUUCAUCGCCAGGAUACGCCGCCGAAGUGCACACCUAAUGGUGCCGGCAGCGGUGGCGUCACAAUUACGAAAAGUGAAUAAUUGUAGUCAGUGGUUCCCAAAUGUACUCAAAGCAGCAAAUGAGUGAAAUUUUCAUAUUAUAUUAAGUGAAAUGAUAAAAGCAAUAGAAACAUAUUGGUGGAAGCUGCCGCGCAAGGUUAGAUUUACCAUACUUAUACAUAUGUAUAUACAUAUAUUAUAUCUAAUAACAGUUACAUUAGUAGUUAGUAGUAGCUCAUAACAAGAGUAGUUUAGUGUUACUUAAUUACAAGUAGCUUUAAAAUCGUAUUUACAAUAUAAUUAUAUAUAUUUAGUUAUAGGCUCGCCGUACAAAUUUUUAGUAUUUCUUCGACUUUCGAAUUCUAAGAAGAAAUUAAAAUUUUUGUUAUUUUCCCUUUUCACUGCUAUUUACUCCUAAAAAUUCCUUAUCGUCUACAGAAUAAUAGAUUACUUGCUUGGAUACAAAGCUUAGCCUUUCUAAGCUAAAACUGUUGAAAGAGCAGUUUAGGCAUUUCGAGGUUACACAGAAUCGAAUAUUUCGGAAAAAAAUAAUACUCGGAGAUAAAACAGUGACGCCACAUAUGCAUAAUAUUUAUUUUGUUAAAAUAUUUGAUUUAUUUCAUUUAAUCUUUUAUAUAUUUAUUUUAUUUAUGCUUAUUGUUUUCUCUUUCUUCCUGCUAAUAUGAUAAAUAACCUAAAAUUAUAAUCUGAGAUGUUCACUCCUAAAUGUAUGAAAUACGAAUUUGCUUUGGAAAGGGUCUACUUUUCUCGAGUCUAACUUAGAUUUUUACUGCCGGUCCAGUAUUGCCAUCUCUGAAACCAACUAUUUCCGUUAUGCAAUAGCAAUUGCAUCAAGUCUUAAUUCCGUAUGUCAGCUUUUUCUUCAUUUCUCGAAGUAUUUUUGAUGAAUAUCAAAGAAAUAUCUGCCCUGCUGUGUUGUCGGUUAUGCUCUUUGUCAUAUUCUUGAUUUUGUGAUUUGUAAGAAAACUUAAAAUCGAAUUACCCACAUGACAUGUUGGGUGAAUGUAAAUACGAUUAACAUAUGAAGAAUCUACAUGGCAAUUAAGACGCAGAUUUUGGACUUUCGGUAUGCUACUUCUAUUUUCUCUUGGUCACCAAGCUUUUUUAUCGUUGCGCCAGAAUGUAGGCAAUACUUGUCUGCAGCCAUACUAUACAGAGUUUAUGUAUAAUUUACAUAUUCUAUAGCAAUUAUCAUAAUAAUGUUGAAUAGAGCUCUACUGAAAAUUUCUAUGGGUCCAGUUGAUUCAAAAUAUAUAUAUAUAUUUGUGUACGAGCUAAAAUUCCAUUGAACUGUUAAUAUGGAACUAAAUUUCAUAAAAAUCCAUCAGAAUAAGUCUAAAGCGUUGGUACUCAGUUUUUUUUUAAUUAAUGUUUUAUUGUUACUACUCUUAAAUUUCUCCAAAUUUUUUAUUACUUCUCUUAAAUUUCCGUAAUUACUACUUUCAUUCAUUUUGUAUAAAAUGACUCCUAUUUUUUGAGAUAAACCUAUGCAAAUAGAAUUCAUCAGAAAACUAUUAUAAUAAAUGUGGAACCUGAUAAUAUCUGUAAGAGUAAGCAACGUUCAAUGAAAAAGUGCGAUAGAAACGACUAAGUCCACCAUUUUAUCAAAUUUUUAUUUAUAUCCUGGCAAAACGCUAUCACCUCCAAAUGCUAGUUUUUGUCAGUACAAUCUACUCAUCGUCAUAAGUCAUACGUCAAAUAUAUGAGUUUUGAACACAGGAAAUCUUUACAAAGAACUAAAUGUUCUUAAAAAAGUUACUGAAUGAUCGAUUUGGUAUUUCUAAAAAAAUAUUGAUCUUUGGUAUGACUUUGAGCUAUAAGAGCUGUUGAGUGCUUCUAAUGUUAAAUUGGAUAAAUUUCAUUAAUGAUUUCUGUUACAUUUCGAUGGUAUUAUCGUUUAACAAAGCGGAGCUGCUCACAAGUUACCUGUGAGCUUAAGACCAGCAUGCUUUAAUUAUAUUUACUGUUAUGACAACCUUUGAAUAAUAAUAUAUAAUAAGAAGAGCCAGACCAACAUUUUGUGUCUGGAGCAAACCGCUGUAUAAACUACAAAAUUUGAUCAUUAGAGGUUUUACCAAGCCCUUAAAAAGAUUCUACAUAAAACGUCAAACUUGUAAUAAAAUUUACUUUAUAUGUUGUUAAUGUUAUGUUAAUACUAUUUUUCUCUAACUGUUUUGUAUUGUUUUUUAUGAUAAUAAAGUAAUUCCAUGCCCAAGGUCCGUUUUCUAAAAUUUAUUUGCAAAACUACCAAACGACGUAGCUGUAAUGAGCACUACAAAUUCCAAAUUACCAUUUUUCUUUAUUUGCUUCAUUUUUUGUUACAUUCAUUGGAAUUAAUUUUGCUUAUUAAACAAUAACACAUCUCAGCACUAUAAAGAACAAUACUUUUACUUUUGUUAACUUUGUUUUUGUCUUAACAAGUGGCGUCAAUAGAAAACACAAUAUGAGAACAACAAUGACUUAGUGGAAAGUAAUCACUUGCUUUCGAACCAGAUCACGAUUCUCACCACAGAAACAAUGAGACGCAUUCAAAUGAAUGGCAUUAUAAUUACACAGCAUUGUAAUCUAGUGAAGUGGAGAAAAAAGCUAAAAAAUAAUGAACAAAAAUAUUGAAAAAAAAAGGAAUUAAAAAUAUUAAAAAACGUUAAGCAAAUAUUAGAAUAAACAGUUAGCGUAUAAUAAAGUGCAGUGCUGCACUUACAUAAUUAAAUCCAUAAUAUAAUAAACAAAUAGACAUAAAAUAGUAAGUAAUAUAUAAUGCAUACUUGAAUAUUAUAUAUAAUACAAAAAAAUGCAAGCAGAUGCAAAUAAAAAUAAUUUAAAAGCACAUGAAGUUGUAAAAAAAAUAAUUAUUAUUUAAUGAUUUACAGCAACACUAGUGAGUUAACAUACUAAUUUGCUCACAACAAUAAAAUAUUAGACAAACAAUGAAGAGCAGAAUAGAAAUAAUAGUAUUAGGCAAUUAAAAUCAACAUUGCAUAAUUAACAAUAUUAAACAAAUAUAUAAAAAAAAAAUUAAAAUAAAAAAAAUUAAACAAAAUAUUUAAAAUCAAACAAAAUAUAAUAAAAACAAACAAAAAUAAAAUUUUAAACGUAGUUUAGCCGAGUUCAAGCGCUUAUCAGCGCUUCAAACAACGCGAUAACACUGGAAAAACAAUAACAAACAUAUGUAAAUAAGCAAGCAAACACACAAGUGAAAUAUACUUAUAGUUAUAUAUAAAUAUUUAAGCUUAACAAUACUUAAAUAAGUGAGUAAAAUAUUGAAAUAAAUAUUAUUAAAUAAAUAUUGAAAUUGUAAGCAACUAUAGCCUUCGAACUAAAUAUUCACCAUAGCAUAGACAUACCAUACAUAUACAUAUGUAUUUACGAAUGUAAGCACACAUGCACACAAAAGCGUCUCAUAUGCAGUUGUGUAUGCCUGUGUCACACAUAUUAUGUACAUAAGUCCAUAUACAUAUAUAAUAUUAUUUAAAACGGCAAAAUAAAUUCGAAUGAAAAGUUGAAA
Bactrocera oleae (olive fruit fly) is the source of this 6410-nucleotide messenger RNA. It is a transcript of the gene Drgx, whose product is annotated as Dorsal root ganglia homeobox. The record is from RefSeq and is a predicted model, not a curated record. Lineage: Eukaryota; Metazoa; Arthropoda; Insecta; Diptera; Tephritidae. Gene Ontology annotation, biological process: regulation of transcription by RNA polymerase II. Gene Ontology annotation, molecular function: DNA-binding transcription factor activity, RNA polymerase II-specific; RNA polymerase II transcription regulatory region sequence-specific DNA binding.